This is a messenger RNA of Macrobrachium nipponense, 2938 nucleotides long. Its product is annotated as transmembrane protease serine 9-like. Gene Ontology annotation, molecular function: serine-type endopeptidase activity. NCBI's taxonomy places the organism in Eukaryota, Metazoa, Arthropoda, Malacostraca, Decapoda, Palaemonidae. Gene Ontology annotation, biological process: proteolysis. Bases 141 to 2561 code for a protein of 806 amino acids. The transcript is spliced from 18 exons. The record is from RefSeq and is a predicted model, not a curated record.
CGUCAACAGAAUUUUAUGUUCCUCGUUCUAAAUCACUGGCCCCAGUGAAGGAGAGGCAUUCAGACCUGUUGCUUUGGUUGACAUUCCAUUUUCACUCAGUCGUCGCUGCAAAAAAUAUCAUCUGUCUCGACUGAGCCAGGAUGGAUUGUGUUGCUUUAGGUCUGGUCCUGUUGAUUUCCUGGUAUGUGAGUGCCAACUCUACUUCGACUGAAUCAUGGAUCAUGCUACCGCAAAAUGGGGAAUCAUUCACCAAACAACCAAGAGAUGGUUCAAGCGCCUGGCCCACGGGGAUGAUUAUGCCCCGUAACUUCAAGUCUUCGAGGGACACAAUUAAUAACCGAGGCCAAGGUGGUCCCCUUCCAUGUGGCACUUAUAAUUUGAAUCCUGGCCAGACCGUCACCAUUCAGUCUCAGAACUACCCAUAUAAAUACCCAGCAGGCUACUCCUGCCAGUGGACCUUCCAGGGAACAUCUUCAGAGUCAUCCAUAUCCAUAACAUGUACUGACUUCAGAUUGCAGUACUGCAAAUAUUCAUUUGUGAUUAUCACCGGAGAAGACCUCUACAAAAAGUACUGUUGGGUACAAGAUCCUUUUACGGAAACAAGUAAAAAUAACCAGAUGCAAGUUUUUUUCAAAACAUUGAGACGACAAGGAUAUGGCUUCUCCUGUACUGUUACUGCCUCAGUUCCAUCAACUACAACUUCUACUACAAUAACAAGAACUACCACCACCACCACACCGUCAACAACAACAAGAACCUCUACUCUAUCAUCAUCAUCAACAUCAGCUUCUACUACAACAACAAGAACAACAACUACUACGCCACAGACAACGACAAGAACAACUACUACUACGCCACAGACAACGACAAGAACAACUACCGCCACACCGUCAACAACAACAAGAGCCUCUACUCCAUCAUCAUCAUCAUCAACAACCAAAAGGCCAUGCCAACCUUGUGGCACUGUGAACCGUGUGUCACGAAUUGUAGGUGGCGUGGAGACUGAGGUGAACGAGUACCCAUGGCAAGUCGCCAUAGUCUAUGCUGGAACAAGCAGUGUCUUCUGCGGUGGUUCAUUGCUCAAUGACAGAAUCGUUGUGACAGCGGCACAUUGCAUUUUAGCUAUAUAUAACAGCAAUAUCAUAGCAGAAGUUCUCUUGGGGGCGCACAACUUAUCUACCCCAACGGGAACCCAACAGAGGACAGCGAUUGCUGCAUCAGGUUAUCAUGCCAAUUAUAACGCAUCAACCUUUGAUCAUGACAUUGGAUAUCUGCUGCUUUCUUCCUCUGUACUUCUCAGUGAAAGGGUGAAGCCUGUUUGCCUUCCAGAUGUUCUCAAAGAUUACAGUGGUUACCAGGCUGUGACAUCUGGCUGGGGAACACUGAGUGAAGGCGGUCCCCAGCCAAUUGUUCUUAACGAAGUGGAUGUGCCAAUACUGACGAAUGAAGCCUGUAGCCAGAGCUAUAAUGGUUGGGUGACCAGCAACAUGAUCUGCGCAGGGUAUGCAAGUGGUGGUAAAGAUUCGUGCCAGGGUGACUCUGGGGGACCUCUAGUGGUGGACGACAGUGGCAGAUGGGUCUUAGUGGGCAUUACCUCUUGGGGAAACGGAUGUGCCAGGCCCGGUAACCCAGGCGUCUAUACCAGAGUUACUCGGUAUAUCAGUAUCCUUGUAGAACUCAUGAAUCAGUAUGGAGCAAAUAAUCUGUGUAAUGGUACAACUGCUGUGCCAACUUCAACCUCAACGGCAACAUCAACUAAUGCUUCUCUCCCAUCAAACACCUGCAGAUGUGGCCGACGAAAUCCUGUGGUCAGGAUAGUUGGAGGGCAGCCAACAACAGUGCAUGAAUACCCCUGGCAGGUGUCAUUAACAACUCAAGUGUCAAACAGACCAUUUUGUGGUGGCUCAAUCAUCUCUAACCAAUGGGUCCUAACAGCAGCUCACUGUGCUGCAGCAGCCAGCCCGUCAAAUUUGUAUGUGGUCAUUGGAGAGCAUAACUGGGCCACAACAUCCGAGACGAACGUAACACAGAAAAUCAAAGCAUUAUUUAUGAUUGUCCAUCCACAAUACAACAGUAACACUUUAGACAAUGAUAUGGCUUUGAUUAAACUGGAAUCUGCAGUUACUUUCCCAGCAGACAACAAGAUUGCUCCUGUGUGUCUGCCAGAUCCAGGCAAUGCCUAUGCUAAUGUGAAUGCUACAGUCACUGGCUGGGGAACAACUGCAUCAGGUGGUACCCAACCUCAAGAAUUAUAUGAGGUGGUAGUGCCAACAAUGACCAAUACAAAGUGCCAACAAUCCUAUGGAACUAAUAGCAUCACAGCAAACAUGAUUUGUGCUGGAGUGGAUGUUGGAGGAAAAGAUUCUUGUCAGGGCGACUCAGGAGGGCCAUUGGUAACUGAGGUCAAUGCAGUCCAAACAUUCAUGGUUCAGAUUGGAGUGGUCUCCUGGGGCAAUGGGUGUGCCCUCCCCAAUUAUCCUGGGGUGUAUGCCAGAGUGAACAACUAUCUCGACUGGAUAUCGGCAAACAUUGCAGGCUCUGAAACUUGUCCAAGGCCAUAGGCACAAUAAUUUUGUUAAAAUAACAACAAAAAAGAAGGAAAGGCAGAUGUACCAAGAGGAUUAUAGUAUAUUUAUUCUAGCUGAUCAUGAAAAAUUCACUCUGAUAAUGAUUCGCAUGUGCAGUAACCAAUCCUAUAGUAUUAAACUUUUGAGUAUUCAAUCCAAUCUAUCAUUUUUUCCACUCUUUUAACUAUAGAUAUUAAUAGCAUUGUUCUGUAAUUGGUAUCCUCAAGGAACUGAGGUGGUUCAAAAGUACGCUCAUCUAGUUGUCAUGAAUACAUAUACAAGAAUUUUCAACAUAGUGACAAGGAAAAUUUUUUUUCUUGGAUUUCGAUGUAAGAAUAUGCCAAUAAAUUUUCUAAGUUACCAUCUUUGCU